CGCGCGCGCACGCGCUCUCGGCCCCGUGGGCCCCGAGGCCGGCAAAGUGGGCAGGGUGGGGGCCGACAAGGGUCAUGGUCGGCUGUGCCCGCAGAUUUUCUCACCUCCGUAAACGGGUCCAUCGCCCCAGCCGUCACGUGUCGACUACGAGACGAUGGAAACGGUGGUUCAAAGUCAGGAAAAGAAAGGAAGGAAAGAAAAGGACAAGACCUAACCAAAAGGCAGUGGCAAGAAGAAUUAAAGAAAAACUUCACUGGCCUGAGCAAGAACUUGCCAAGAAGUCUGUUCUAAAUGCAGAAGAAUCCUUGAUCAUUGACAGCAAAAGAAGCCUUUCGCAUUUGUCCUCUGGAAUUCUAAAGGAUAUUUUCACAACUGGAACCAGUAGCUAUAAUGUCCUACUGCAGAGCAAGGAGGAGAAAAAGCAUCAUUCACAAAAACAGUCAUCCUCCACCUGCUCCAAAAGAUGUAGAAAGCCCAGCAAAUCUCCUAGCUCUUCUCGUAGUAAAGAUCCUCGUAGGAUGAAAACCCCUGUGCCUGUGAUGAGCAGUGGUACUUGGUACUGCCUAGAGAGGCAGCCUGCUGUUUUUGUCACUAGUUCAGUGUCAAGUCCUGUUAAGUUUAUGCAUGAUAUCUCUGUUACAGGGAGCAGCAUAGUACUGCCACCUAAACCAAAAAGCAAAGUCAAGAGGCACUAUUUCUCUACUCUUCCAAAGCCAAAGCAGCAGCCUCAGCUGUCUAGAAGCUUUGAAAAAGGCGAUGAUUUCUCUGGGAAGAAAUUUUGUAUAUUGACUGCUAUAAAGCCCACCAACUUAGAAAAAGAAAAACUCAGAUUCUUCAGGUCUGACUAUACCUACAAUCCUCAAUUUGAAUAUGCUAAUCCUGCUCUACCAAGUGUGUUAGCUAAGCACAGCAAUGCAUCAGACCGAUUCCUUAAGCAGUCCAUCAAUAUCAUGGAACUAACUUUACAGAAAUACGGAAGUUAUGAAAAAUUUGAACAAGCCACUGGUGGUAGCUUGCUCUCCAAAACUCGCAUCUGGAGUCAUGUCAGGAAGUACAUGAUGAAGGAAGGCUGCUUGGGAGAGAUUGUGGUUCAUCUCACUGAGGAUCUGCUUUCCCGAGCUUCAAUGACAGUAGUGAAUGGAUGUCCAACUCUAACCAUCAAUGUUUCCACUGCACGUGAGCACUGGCUGGAGGGAAUGCUGAGGCAUGAAAUAGGCACACAUUAUUUUCGAGGUAUUAACAAUCUCCAGCAACCAUGGAAUAGUUGGACUGGCCGUAAGAAACAUGAGCUAAAGCCCAACAAUCCCACAGAGGAAGGACUGGCAAGUAUUCACAGCGUCCUGUUCAGAAAAGACCCCUUUUUAUGGAGGGCUGCCCUCCUCUACUACACUGUGUAUCGAGCCAGCCAGAUGUCCUUCUGUGAACUCUUCAAAGAUAUUGGCAAGUUUGUCAAGGACCCCAAUACAAGAUGGGAUUACUGUGUACGAGCCAAGAGAGGAUGGACUGAUACUUCCCAACCAGGGUGUUUCAGUAAAGACCAGGUGUACUUGGAUGGAAUCCUUCAGAUCCUCCGAUACAGAGAGAGCAUCGACUUUCAUCUGCUCACUGCCCUGGGGAAGGUUUCUUAUGAAGAUGUGGAUCGCUUAAAAGGAUUGGCAGUUACUGAAAACCUGCGGGUCCCUCACUUCCUGCAGGACCACAGCCGGUAUAUGGAACACUUAGAGAAGAUCAUGGAAGUGAAUGAACUGACAGACAGGGAACUGAAAGAUCUUAUAUAGUAAUUAGCAUCCUUGCACACAUAGCAAAACUAUACCUCCAUGUAUAUUACCAGUUAGGUGCAGUUCGCACCAGAUUUAUAAAAGAACGACUGUUUGGGUUUUCUAAAGAAUGGCUUUCAGUAUUCAGUUGAAUUUUUAGAUUAAGUACAAACCUUAAACUAUUUCCAUAAAAUGUUUCUGUGGGCUCCUGGGGAAGUUAGUCCUAUUUUCAUCUGCAUCUCAACAGAGGCAAGUAAAAAUACUGCUGCUGAGUGUUUUUGCAGACUCUUGGUUGAACUGAGUGAUAAACUUCUGCCUGGGCACUGAGCCCAGCUCUGGCUGAAGACAGGUUGAAUUCCAAGCAGUGUCGUGCGUACUCCAAGGUUAUACUUUAUUUGAUAAAUGUUGGUAAUUACUCUCCUUUGAAAAAUUGGCACUCCUCAAAGCUAGCUAUAGCUAACAUUUCUUAUUUCUCUUCUCCAUUAAGUAAUGUUAAAGGGAGGGAAAGAGCAAUUUGAAGAGUUUUCAUUAAAUCUUUUAUUGUUCACAUUAUUGUUUUUGCCUUCUCAGCUCAUGUAGGAACUAAAUUAGAGAAUUAUUUCUUUCUGUUAUCAUUUAACCUAACUUUUCAUUUGCUGAAGCAUAUUAUACCCCCUUUUAGUUUUUAAUGAAAUUUUAAGGUCUUUCCUUUUGUAUCUUUUAUAUAAAUGAUAAGAAUAAAAGUUCCAGGAAAGUUUGUGUACACAAAUCAGAAUAGUUAGGGAAGGGGAAGCUACUCGCCUUUUCCUUAAAUGUAGCAUGUAACAAGCAGGGGUCAAGGAGACCAGACUCCCCAGUGCAGACACUGGAUGUUGAUGGGUGGCACCUACAGUGGACUUGACCAUGUUCUGAAAAGUACCGUUUCUGCUCAUUGCCAUUUGAGAAGCCAGCCUUGUGAUGCUGGUGCAGUGUACUUUGUCAAAAUCUGUGAUUUCAUCAACCCAUAGCUUAUACACCUAGCUUUGUAAUUUAUCUGUUUCGGUAUAUACUUGGAGAUAUAUAUUUAUAUACACACACAUACACACAUUCAGGAUCAAAUGGUUGUUCAUGCAACUAACUUUAAUGCCUAGAAAUAAUGCUGAUAUAGACACCCAUUCAGGAUUAUUACUGUAAUUCCCCCCAAAAGCUGUCUGAGAGUGUAUCUUUACCCGCUUCGGGCUACACUAUGGUGCUAAUACUUGUGGAUGUGUACUACAGAGCCUGGUCCACAUCCAUGCUACAAAGUAACCUUAGGAAAUAUUUUUCAGGUGGGGUUGUAUGAUGUUUUUCUUUCACAUAUCUACAAGGGCUUGCUUUAAGAAGAAUGUCACAGCAAAAAGGUUAUGCGCUAGCUGGUGUCUGUGCGUUCUUGCAAAGCCAUGCAUCUCGCCUGUGGCAGUAGAGGGCCAGGCCCUUUGGAGCACAGAAAGCUCCCUACGUGUGCCACGCUGCCUAGCUUGUGUGCUGCACAUAUUUGCCAGUUCAGGGCAGAGUGUGUCGACACAAACCAGACACCAGAAACCUACUCUUGGUACCUGAAGCAUGUACCUCCUCGUUGCAGACUUUCAGCUCUGUAUAAUGUUUUUCGACUUGAUCUUGAAACUUGUUGAGGGUGACUGGGAAAGCAAUGUCUUGGAAAUACAGACAGAAAUGGCGGUACUCAUGUCCUGGGUUUUAAGUCCCAAUGCUUAUAAAUUCAAUAUUUGCAGUCAGUAACACUGCUAAUCUUAUGUUAUGGUUUAAAUGUAUAGGAACAUCACAGCAGCCUUAAUUUCCUCUUGGUAGGACUAUUUGCAGUGGUUCUAGUCCGUGGAAUUUAAAAUGGGCAAAUAUUCUAUCUCUGUCUAGUUUGGAAAAGGAACCACUUUCUUGCCUUACUGCUUUGGUAUAAAAAUGAAAAAGAAGAGAACUCUGCAGAAAAAAAUGACUUUAAAUCAUAUUGAUUGUCUUAAGGUAUUUUAAAAGUUAGCAGUGAACCAAAAGUAGUUUCAGAUGAGCAGAAAUACUCUCAGCUUUAAAUGUUUGAAGAUUUAAUGAAUUUUAUUAAUUCUGUUUCCUCAAAUAGCAGUAAGGUCAGUUUUGUUUCCUAAAAUAAAAGUUUUAGUAAACAUAAAACGAUAGCAACUGUACUUAGGAGAAUAAAUGGAAAACAAUCUUAACUUUAAUUAUAGUGGUUAUUUGCUAUAGGCUGUUCAUCAGUUUUGUUCAUUAUAAUCUAACAUAUAGUUGAAUCAAAUACAAAUUCUAGUAAAUUGUUAGGUUUUAACACCAGACAAUGUUCAAAGUUAAUGUUUGCAAACAUAAAUCCGUAGUCUGCAUUUCUUUAUAGUUGCACUUUUGUAAAAGUAUUAAAAAUGUAUUGUUUGUUUUGUGUGUUUUUGGGCAUUUAGUGUCUCGCUAUAAUAAAAGGAAAUAGCACUGAGAUUCUCAAA
Messenger RNA from Oryctolagus cuniculus (rabbit), 4207 nucleotides. Lineage: Eukaryota; Metazoa; Chordata; Mammalia; Lagomorpha; Leporidae. The record is from RefSeq and is a predicted model, not a curated record.